Molecule: messenger RNA, 2127 nt
Organism: Penaeus vannamei (Pacific white shrimp)
Lineage: Eukaryota; Metazoa; Arthropoda; Malacostraca; Decapoda; Penaeidae
Source: RefSeq, a predicted model, not a curated record
AUGAAUGAAUUUCCUCCACUUAACAUCACCGAAGGCACCACGUCAUGGGGCACGCGCUCGGGGGAAGUCAAUAUAAAAGCUGAGGGGCUGACGAAUCUCCUUUUAGUGACAGCAGCGACUUUUCUGGCUUCCUGCAGCUCAGCGAAGCUUGGCGGAAGUCAUGGGCAUGAGGGAAGGUCCUUUGGCAGAGGAGCUGCGUUCAGUGGCGGUCAUGGUUCUUCAGGGAUCGUCAGUACGGGGUACCUCGGGCCCGCUACUGGAGGACAUGGCCUCGUUGGGGCCACUGGAAUUCAUCAUAGCGGCCCUUCAGUAACUGCACAUGAACCUGUCAUUCCUAUAGGAAGACAUGUAGGAAGCGCGGUCCAUCAGAGUCCUGCUGUAGGACAUAUCGAUGGACAAGUCCAUGCCCGUGGGUUCGCAAGUGGAGGUCUCGUUGGGGGCCAGCCUGUAAUCCCAGGAGCAGUUGACCUUCGCUACGAUGGACCUGGUGGCCAACACAACGCCCUGGCAGGGAUCGGGGCAGAUGAAGCAGCACUUAUUAUCAAGGGAUCUUUUGAUUUCGGCCGCGACGACGACAUUAAAGGCAGCCGCGCUUCCUCCGGAGCCUUUAGAGGCGCACAUGUUGGAGGCUUCGGCGGUGCAAGUGACCAUGAAUCUUCCGAGGAAGACCAUGGAGGUGAGAUACUCGUCGGUAGUGAAUAUAGCGGAUCCGUUGGUGGAGGAUCUACUAUUAAAGGACAUUUCAGUGAGAUUCCUGCUGGUGAGGAACACAGUCUUAUCGGGGGAACUGUCGGAAGUGGACACGCUCUUUCUGGAAGCCAUUUAGCAGUUGGACAUGCUCUUACCGGUGGUCCAGUUGGAGGUGGACACGCUGUUUCUGGAGGACACGUAGUAGGCUCUACUACAGGUGCUUAUGCUGCUUCUGGAGGCCAAACUGGAGGAGGACAUGCUCUGCCUGCAAGCCAAGUAGCAGUUGGGCAUGCUCUUGCUAGUGGUUCAAUUGGAGGAGGACUUGCUGUUGCUGGAGGCCAUGCAGCAACUGGACACGCUCUUACUGGUGAUCUUAGGGGUGGACAAGCUGUCUCUGGAGGUCAGUUUGGAGGUGAACAUGCUGUUUCUGGAGGCCAAAUUGGAGGUGAACAUGCUCUUACUGGUGGUAUUGGAAGUGGACACGCUGUUUCUGGAGGUCAGGUAGCAGGAGGCUCUAUCGCAGGUGCAUAUGCCACUUCUGGAGGCCAAGUUGGAGGUGGACAUGCCGUUUCUGCUGGCCAAAUUGAUAGUGGAUACGCUGUUACUGUAGGCCAUGCUGGAGGUAGACAUGCCUUUUCUGGACCUGUCCUUUCCAGUGGUUCCAUUGCAGGUGGACACGCUCCCUCUGGAGGCGGAUAUUCCACUGGAAGCCCAUUUGGGAACACACAUGCUCCUUCUGGAGGCUCUGUUGGAGUAGUAGUUUCCACGAAUGGCAUUGCGGAAGGAUUUGACAUUCGUGGCAGUUCCUUUGAGGGGGGACACUCUCUCCCUGGGAGUUCCAUUGGAGCUCCAGUCGAUGCUAAAUUCCCCAUUGUUUUUGCUCAGAGACCGAGUGGAGGCGAUGCUUUCGGACCUUCACACGGAGUCGCGGCCAAUAUUCACGGCGCUGGUGGCAUACAUGGGAAACAUGGAGACGAACAUGUCAACGCACAUGAUGCAGGGGCUGCCUUCGGUGUAGGCCGCUACAGUGGUCCUGCAGUUGCCUUUGGAGGGGGAAACGUCGCCGAAGGAAAUUCUGCUGGCUUGGUUCCCUUAGGACACCGAGGAUCAAUUGUUGACGAUAAUGCUGCCCCUAUUACUGUGAGACAUGGUUCCUCUGUCGUAGGAAGCCAUGUAGCUGCUGUAGUUGCAGGACACAAACCAUCGGCUGGAGUUGGAAGAGGACCGUUCCUAGGAAGUCUAGUCAAAGGAUCUGCAAACAGACAUGGAAGCCUAGGUGGUUAUCAUGGUGGAGCAACUGCCAGGGUUAGCUUUAACUUCGGCGCUCCUCUAAGCAAGCAGACCUUGCCUUCAAAGGGGAGUCACGCCGGGAUCGGCAUAGACGGUUCUGGGGGCGUGAGGAGCAGCCACGGAGCUCCUGCCGCCGGUUAUGCUUAG